AUGGGCGAAGAGGAGCAGGGGAGCGUGGAGGGCGCGACGGAGUCGUUGCUCGAGACUGCGGAGAGAAGGUCACCGCUCGAAUCACUUACGAGAUACCAUCCCGGUAAGGGCUGUAACGUGGUGAUCGUCUCAAAGCAGAAUCAGGCGGCGAACGAAAUUGACUUGUCCCUGAGCGUGUCGACCGAGCCGCAGAUGGUGGCGAUGCAGCCGGCACAGGCGGUAGGCCUCCGUUUGGAGAUUGAUCUGGAGUCAUAG
Phytophthora nicotianae INRA-310 is the source of this 255-nucleotide messenger RNA. RefSeq lists its product as hypothetical. The transcript has 2 exons. The record is from RefSeq and is a predicted model, not a curated record. The coding region runs from base 1 to 255 and encodes 84 amino acids. Lineage: Eukaryota; Oomycota; Peronosporomycetes; Peronosporales; Peronosporaceae.